This is a messenger RNA of Anastrepha ludens (Mexican fruit fly), 1583 nucleotides long. Its product is annotated as E3 SUMO-protein ligase ZBED1-like. The coding region runs from base 69 to 1583 and encodes 504 amino acids. The record is from RefSeq and is a predicted model, not a curated record. Lineage: Eukaryota; Metazoa; Arthropoda; Insecta; Diptera; Tephritidae. The transcript is spliced from 3 exons. Gene Ontology annotation, molecular function: DNA binding.
GAAUAUCGAUGUUAUAUCGAUGUAUCGAUGUUUCAAUUUGAAAAUGAAACAUCGAUGUUCGUAAACCGAUGUUCGAUGUUUUCGCAAAUUUUGUACCAUCACUUAGUAAUUGCACGUGGAACGAAAGUGGCUUUUGGUGUUGGCAGGCAGUGAUUGAAAUGGAGCGGUUUGUAGAAAGUUCUAGUGGCAAAGUUUCAAAGACGAGCUCAAAGGAGGUGGAAGAAGAAAACCCAGCAAAAAGAACAAGGUACGGUCAGUCAGCUGUAUGGCAAUUUUUUAACAAAUCAAAGGAUGGCAGUUCAGCUAAAUGCAUUCAGUGUGGAAAAACAUAUAUAACAUGUGGCAAUACCACUAAUUUGGCUGGACACCUGAAACGGAUGCAUGCAGGAUUAACUGUUAGCGAGCUUCCGAAAUCUUCAGGGUCUAUUUUGUCCUUCAUUGAAAAAAAAUACGAAGCAUCUUCCGCUAGGAAAAAGAGUCUUGAUAGCUCACUAAUGCACUAUAUAUGCUCCGACAUGCGACCGUUCUCAGUUGUUGAAAACAAAGGAUUUCGUAAUUUUGUCAGUACAUUGGAUCCUCGCUACGAGCUGCCUUCUCGUAACAAAUUGAGAAACACAUGCAUGCAAGACUUUUACACAAAUAUGAAAGACAAAUUACACUGUAUUCUGGACCGAGUGGACUAUUGCGCUAUAACAACAGAUUGCUGGACGUCACGGGCUAACGAAAGUUAUAUGACAGUCACUUGCCAUUUCAUCAAUGACAACUUUGAGCUAAAAGCAGCUGUUUUGUCAACCAAAAAUCUCAUUGACGAAACCAACCACACGUCGCAAAAUAUUGCAAAUUCCUUGCGCGAAGUCCUUGUGGAAUGGCAAGUUAUUGACAAAGUCAGCGCAAUUGUUACAGACAACGCGAGGAACGUUGUAAAAGCAUGUGAGAUUCUACAAAAGCGAAACGUGCCUUGCUUUGCUCAUUGCAUUAAUUUAAUUGUCCAAAGCUGUUUUUCCCUUGAAAAUAUUAAGACAAUUAUGGGAAAGUGCAAAAGCAUAGUUUCGUUUUUCAAGAGCAGCUCAAUAGCGUAUGCAAAAUUUAAGCAAGCCCAGGAACCAAUGAAGCCAUAUAGUCUAAAACAGGAGUGCCCUACAAGGUGGAAUAGUGCUUUCUACAUGAUUGAGCGCAUUUUGGCCACAAAGUCAGCUAUUGCUAAAGUCCUGUUAGAUACUCCGAAAGCAAUACUACCUCUAUCAGUUGAUGAGCUAUCUGUUCUGGAAGAUUUAAAGCAGGUUCUUUCACUAUUCGAGGAUGCGACGGUACAAACAUCAUCCAGCUCUAAUGUAACAGUUUCGCUAAUUAUACCAUUGGUUAGCGGACUUUUGCAUAAUUUGAGUGAAAUCAAAGAUCGACUAGAAACUGAUGAUGGCCGUAAAGUAUGCAACUUGCUAAUGGAAGGCAUACGGCAAAGACUACUGCCAUAUGAAAAAAGAACUGUGACUCGUUUGUCGACAUUACUGGAUCCGCGUUUUAAAAAGGAGGGUUUUUUUUUCAAAUACAAACUCUAUAGAAGCCGAAAAAUUUUUAGAAAAUGA